AUGUCAGAAGGGAGGCCCAUUGUGCAGGAGGCGAAGCCGAUCUCGUGGCAGCGGCUUGCUUUGACAGCGGGAGCCGUCGCCGGAGCCGUCGUUAUUCUGGAUACAGCGAUGAAUAGAGACAUACGAGACCCUCUCAACGAGUCCGAGAGGAACCUUCUUAACAAAAGCUUCCAAUAUACGGGAGCAGGGCUCACUCUGACUGCGUUGGCGGCCCGGAGUCUCUUCCGAUCGGGAUUUGCAUUUAGGAUUAUGGCAGCCAAUCCAUGGGUGGUCCUUGGUGUUGGUCUGGUUGGGGGAAUUGGUACCAUGAUGGGCACAAUGUACACAGCACCAGAGAAUACCUUCCAGAAGCAUCUGUUCUGGCUGGCUUUCAAUGGUUGUCAGGCUGCUACAUUGAGCCCGUUGUUCUUCUUCAGCCCGGCGAUUCUCUCAAGAGCAGCACUGUACACGAUUGGAGUCGUUGGCUCCAUUUCGUACAUCGGAGCAACGGCGACAAAUGACAAAUAUCUGCACAUCGGAGCUCCUCUUCUGGCUGGCGUCACUGUCGUUGCUCUCAGUUCCCUCGCUCCAAUGGUCCUUCCUAUGGGUAUCCGCGCGCUUGCCAUCAGCGAAUCGAUCUCUUUGUAUGGUGGCUUGGCUGUCUUCGGUGGUUUCGUCCUCUACGACACGCAAAAGAUUCUCAACCACGCCCGCAUGGCAGAGCGAGGCUUGAUGAAGGCAGAUCCCAUCAACGAAUCUCUCAGCCUUGAGCUUGAUAUGAUCAACAUCUUUAUUCGACUUGUUCAAAUUCUGGCCCUUCGUUCGAAUAACAACAAGUGA
Molecule: messenger RNA, 819 nt
Organism: Cyclocybe aegerita
Lineage: Eukaryota; Fungi; Basidiomycota; Agaricomycetes; Agaricales; Hemipholiotaceae
Source: the annotation of a GenBank genome assembly